Messenger RNA from Saccostrea cuccullata (small rock oyster), 2861 nucleotides. Its product is annotated as lysine-specific histone demethylase 1A-like. The coding region runs from base 118 to 2436 and encodes 772 amino acids. Gene Ontology annotation, molecular function: transcription factor binding; flavin adenine dinucleotide binding; chromatin binding. The record is from RefSeq and is a predicted model, not a curated record. The transcript has 17 exons. Gene Ontology annotation, biological process: negative regulation of transcription by RNA polymerase II; positive regulation of transcription by RNA polymerase II. NCBI's taxonomy places the organism in Eukaryota, Metazoa, Mollusca, Bivalvia, Ostreida, Ostreidae. Gene Ontology annotation, cellular component: nucleus.
CAAAUAAUUCGCUUCCGGAAAGCGUCGGGCUUUGUUGCCUGCAAGAACUUACAGAAAAAGCAUUUUCUAGCUCUCUGCAAUAUUGUUAAAAUUAGAAAUAGUUGAAACAACAUUAAGAUGGAAGAAAAGAAGCGAUCACCAACAGAGGAAGAUAACGAUGAAGAGGGAAGACGCUCUAGUCGGAGGAAGAAAGCAAAGGUUGAAUACAAGGAAUCAGAAGAGCAAGUUACCACUGUCUCAGAUGGAGAAAUGGAAUCAGAUGAGGAGAAGAAAGAGAAAGACAAAGACACAAAAGUUCAGGAGGAAAAGAAACCUCCACCGCAACAACAGCCAGCUCCUGCCCCUACAAAGACUGACCCCGAGCCAGAGCCAGAAAACGACAGCGAAAAUGAUGACCCCACAGGUUUAGAAGGAGCAGCAUUUCAAAGCAGAGUUCCAUUUGACAAAAUGACAUCACAGGAAGCAGCCUGUUUUCCAGAUAUUUUACAAGGGCCACCCCAGUCCCAAAAAGUCUUUUUACAUCUUAGGAAUAGAAUUCUUCAAUUAUGGCUUGAAAAUCCUAAACAGCAGUUGACAUUUGAGGUAGCUCUUCCACAGAUUGAGGCCCCAUAUAACAGUGAUGGACCGCUGGUAAUGAGAGUACACACGUACCUAGAGAGAUUCGGCUAUAUCAACUUUGGAGUAUUCAAGAGAAUAAAACCAUUACCAGUUAAAAAACAUGGUAAAGUGAUAAUUAUUGGGGCUGGGAUAGCAGGGCUGACUGCAGCCAGACAGCUGAUGGCUUUUGGAAUGGAUGUCACAAUACUUGAAGCCCGUGACCGUGUUGGAGGUAGAGUAGCCACCUUCAGGAAGAAUAACUAUGUGGCAGACCUUGGGGCCAUGGUGGUUACUGGACUUGGUGGAAAUCCAAUGACCAUACUGAGCAGACAGAUUAACAUGGAGCUACAUAAAAUUAAACAGAAAUGUCCCUUAUAUGAGACCAGUGGGAGCACAGUCCCAAAAGAUAAAGAUGAGAUGGUAGAAAGGGAAUUCAACAGAUUACUAGAGGCCACAUCUUACCUCUCUCAUCAGAUGGACUUUAACUUUGUCAACAAUAAACCUGCCUCAUUAGGACAAGCCCUGGAGGCAGUCAUCAAAAUGCAGGAGAAACAUGUUAAAGAGAAGCAGUGUGAGCAUCAGAAGCAUAUUUUAGAGCUACAGGAAAAACUGAAAAAGAACCAGACCUCAAUGUUGUCCCUGAAAGACAAGGUAGAAGAACUACACAAACAAUGGAAGGAAGCCUCAGAGGUCAAACCACCAAGGGACAUAACUGCCGAGUUCUUGGUCAAGAGCAAACUUAGAGAUCUCAAUGCUGCCUGUAAAGAGUAUGAACAGCUACAUACACAGCAGAAAGAAAUUGAGGAUAAACUCCACGAGAUGGAGACUUCAUCACCAAGAUUUGGUUGCAGUGAUGUUUACCUGUCAUCGCGUGACAGACAGAUCCUGGACUGGCACUUUGCCAACCUUGAGUUUGCCAAUGCCACACCCCUUUCUCUCCUGUCACUCAAACACUGGGACCAGGAUGACGACUUUGAAUUUUCUGGAAGUCACUUAACAGUACGAAAUGGCUACUCUUGUGUCCCAGUGGCCUUAGCAGAGGGUCUGGACAUCAAGCUCAACACCGCGGUCAGGAAGUGUAAUCACACAGCCACGGGGGUGGAGCUAGUGGUCAGUAACGCUAAAAAUAACUCCAACCAGCAGACCCUGAAGGCGGACGCCGUCCUGUGUACCUUACCCCUGGGGGUGCUGAAAGAGUGCAUCAAGGGGAAUGGCCUUAAUUGUGUUCAGUUCAAUCCACCGUUACCGGAGUGGAAGUCCUCAGCCAUACAGAGGAUGGGAUUUGGAAACCUCAAUAAAGUAGUGCUGUGCUUUGACAGAGUAUUCUGGGACCCUAAUGCUAACCUAUUUGGUCAUGUGGGUAGCACUACAGCCAGUAGGGGGGAACUGUUUCUUUUCUGGAAUCUGUACAAGGCCCCAGUUCUGCUGGCCCUGGUUGCCGGGGAAGCGGCGGCCAUUAUGGAGAAUGUUAGUGAUGAUGUCAUAGUGGGGCGGUCUCUGGUGGUUCUCAAGGGUAUUUUUGGAAACAAUGCAGUUCCUCAGCCCAAAGAGACCCUGGUUACCCGCUGGAGGGCAGACCCCUGGGCUCGUGGAUCUUACUCUUUUGUGGCAGCCGGAUCCUCAGGCAAUGACUACGACUUGAUGGCCACCCCUGUUUCCAAUUCCUCUGGCAGUUUACCUCGCCUCUUCUUCGCCGGGGAGCACACCAUCAGGAACUACCCAGCCACUGUUCACGGGGCCCUGCUCAGUGGCCUCCGAGAGGCGGGACGUAUAGCGGACCAAUUCCUGGGGGCCCCUUAUGCUCUACCGACACACAAAAACGAAGGAGUGAAGACGUAAUAUCAAAGAACACUUGUCAUUCAAAAUCAUUUUUAAUUCUAUUACUGAGACAUACCAUAUGCACUUGGCUGGCAUAAUUACUCGUGAAUGUAGAGGCAGUUUUUUUUCAACAUUAUCCACCUAGCAAUUCCUCAGCAUCUAGAGGAGCCAAGAUGAUUGGCAAAAAAUGGCAGCAACAAUUACAGUUUGCAUUCAUAAGAUAUGGCAUUAAAUGAUCAGCUUUACAUGUUGAUUUUUUACUAGUAAUUACUAGUAUGUGAAUGGAUUUCCAUAAUCUUCCUUAUACACUUAAAAAAUGACAUGGGUAAAGUUUCAUUUCUGUAGUAUCACAGUGUGUUUAUUUGUUUCAUUUUGCUUAUUUUCUUCUAUGCACACUACACUGUAAAAGUGAGCAUUUUAUGAUCCAAUAAAAAUGCAAAAAUGUA